This is a messenger RNA of Acanthosepion pharaonis, 1533 nucleotides long. The record is from the annotation of a GenBank genome assembly. NCBI's taxonomy places the organism in Eukaryota, Metazoa, Mollusca, Cephalopoda, Sepiida, Sepiidae.
AUGCUGCAUUUGAAAAGAAUUACCAGAAUAUUCUUCUUCUUCUUCCGCCUCCCCCACCUCCUCCUGCUCCUCUUCUUCUUCCCCCCCCCACUUCCUUCCUCUUUUCUUCUUCCCCGCCAACCCCCGCCAACCCCCCUCCUCCUGCUUCUUCUUCUUCUUCCCCACUUCUUCUUCUGCCUCCCCACUUCUUCUUCUUCUUCCGCCUCCCCCACCUCCUCCUGCUCCUCUUCUUCUUCUUCUUCCCCACUUCUUCUUCUGCCUCCUCUUCCUCCUCCUCCUCCUCCUCCUCAUCUUCUUCUUCUUCUUCCACCUGCACCACCCCCUCCUCUUCUUCUUCCCCACUUCUUCUUCUUCUUCUUCUUCCGCCUCUCCCACCUCCUCCUCCUCUUCUUCUUCUUCUUCCCCACUUCUUCUUCUUCUUCUUCUUCUUCUUCCGCCUCUCCCACCUCCUCCUCCUCUUCUUCUUCCCCUUCUUCUUCUUCUUCUUCUUCUUCUUCUUCUUCUUCUUCUUCUUCCUCUCCCACCUCCUCCUCCUCUUCUUCUUCUUCCCCUUCUUCUUCUUCUUCUUCUUCUUCUUUCUUCUUCUUCUUCUUCCGCCUCUCCCACCUCCUCCUCUUCUUCUUCCCCACUCUUCUUCUUUUCAUCUUUUCUUCUUCUUCUUCUUCUUCUUCUUUCGCCUCCUCCCCCUCCACUUCUUCUUCUUCCCCUUCUAUUCAUCUUCUUCUUCUUCUUCUGUCUCUUCUUCUUCUGGACAAUGAUCUCCUCUCCUCCUUUCUUUUCUUCUUCCCCCUUCGUUGGAGCUUCUUCAGUUUCUUCUUCUUCUUCUUCUGGUGUGUGUCCAUUUUUUUUUCUUCUUCCCCCCAAAUUUGUCUUCUUCUUCUUCUUCUUCUUCUUCCGCCUCUCCCCUGUAACAUUCCUUCCUUUUUCCGGUGCUCCCUCUCCUCCUCCCUCUUCUUUCUGUUGAGUUUCUUCUUCUUCUUCCGCAAAUUCCACCUCCUCAAAAUUUUUCAAAACUCUCUCUUCUUCUUCUUCUUCUCUCCGCCCUUCUGCCUCCUCUCUUCUUCUUCCAAUUCGGAUCUUCUUCCCUUCCAUUUGGAAGGAGUUCUUCCCUUCUUCUUCUUUUCCUUCUUUUCAUUCUUUCUCUUUUCUUUCUCCUCCUCUUCUUCUUUCUCUCUCUUCUUUCCCUUUUUUAAUAAAAAGUCUUCUCGUCAGCUGUCUCUUCCUUUCCAUCUCUCCUAUCUCUCCUUCCUAUCUAAAAAUUAUUUUAUUUCUUAUUCUUCUCAUCUUUCCUCUCUUCAUCCUCAAAUUUCAUUUUAUAAUGUCUCAUUUUACGUACCAAUCUUCCUCUUGUUAAAUUCAACGAAGAAUUCCAUUAAUCAAUUUAAAAUAUUUAUUUUCAUCCGAAAAAAAAAAAUUUGUCCAGCCUCCUCUUCCCCUUCUUUUUCUUCUUCUAUUUAUUACAUAUUUCUUUUCAAAGAAUUCCUUAUUCUUCUUCUUUUUCUUUCUUUUUUUUCCUUUUUUCUUCUUCUCUAA